Molecule: messenger RNA, 2768 nt
Organism: Vitrella brassicaformis
Lineage: Eukaryota; Vitrellaceae
Source: the annotation of a GenBank genome assembly
CUCGAUAUACAUACAUAAUGAGUGAUCUAUGGAUGUGUCUGAGUCAGUCAGUGGGCGCUCACUUCACUCCGUGCGUGACUCAAUCGAUAUCCCCCAUGGCCGCCAACCAACCAACCCACCAGCCAAAACCGAGCGACCACCGCCUUGGCUGCUCCUCGAUCAUCACGGCAAAACACAUACAUACUCAUAGACUCACUCCCAUUGAUCAAUCCACUCUCUCACUCGCUGCCAGCCACCAUGUGUGCCUGUCGUCAGUAGUCAGUAUCUGAGUCCCUCGGGCCGUCCUGUGAUCCCUCGGGCUUCCCUGCAAGCAACAAACACCAGCCAGAGGAACACACGACCGACCAUUGGAAGUGCAGCGCCCCUCCCUCCCUCCCUGCAUCCCACCCACCUGUCGAGAGCUUCAUCGACCAAAUCCUGCCACGAGUCGGGGAGCUUGCGCAGCAGGUAUCGGUAGCUCUUGUUGGGAGCGCACCGCACCAGGUGGACGAUGCGGCGGAUCUCCUGGCUCGUGAAGACUUCGUGCUCCGCCUCCAUGUAACCCAGGCACGAGGCAAGCAGGCCAAUCCUGUCGACCUCAUCCGCCACCAACGACGUGGUAGUGCUCUUCUCGUCGUGGUGGCCUUCUGCCGUGUCGCUGGACUGGACGACGACAUGUCCCUCGCCCGCCGCACUCUCAGCAAUCUGGCGGGCUGGCUCCUCCGAGGCGACCGGUGGCUGCUGGUCCGUGUGUGGUGCUGCGAAGUGUGGGUCGUUUGGGUCGGUUGGGAGGUAGCUGCGGCGAACGCAGACGAGGAAGAAGAAGGAGAAGUCGGUGCGGCUCAUGUCAGCCACGCGCAUGUGGUGGUGGCGGCAGAUGCGUGCUAACACCGGCGCAGGCUGACAGCAUGAUCAACACAACACAACACAACACAGCAAACACAGAUGCUUAAUGCAUCCUCGCUGCAGAGAUGACGUCCCCACCCAACCAACCAACCACGCACCGAAGGCAGCGCCUGUGCAAGCCGCGCGAACUCGCCGGCCGUGAAGCCAUCCGCAUGGCCCUCGAUCUGUGGAAACGCAUACACCAACACAGACAGACAGACAGACAGACAGACGGACAGACGUCCAUCGGCCCUUUCCUUCUGCUCCGUUCCUCCCUCUUUGGCUGGCUGGCUGGCUGACCAUUGGAUAGAGCGUCGGGAGGACCCUAUCGAGCAUGCCGAACCUGGCCCACGUCCAGACUGCCUUUGCGAGGAAUCUGGGUGUGAGUCCGGUGGUGAGUGUGGGGUUGACGAGGUCGAGGGUGGCCCUCUCCAGCAGCCUGGGGUGCAAUAUCUGCAGCCUCGACAGCGACCACAUGUUGGUGAUGGUGUGCAGCAGCGUCGUCUGCGGGUACUUCCGCUCGAUCUCCGGCAGCAGGAUGUUCAGCAAAACCAUGUCCUGCUUCGUCGCACCUGAGGCAACCAAGGAACACACACGCACGUCAAACAGAACGACACAAUGGAACGCAAUGGAAAACAGGCGCAGCCGGAGUGAUAUGCUUGUGCCGUCUGUGUGUGUGUGGAGCUUCCUUCCUUGCCUUCUCUGACAUGGUCGGCAAUGGCGUAGAGGACGUCGUUGAGUUCGAAUGAGUCGAAGGUGGCGACGCAGUCCCUGAUUUGUGGCAGCAUGUAGUCGAUCAGCUCUUGCGGCACGGGGUCCAGCUUGGCCAUCACGCGAUACACACCCAACAGAUUCAAAGGACUGAACUCCUCAAACAUCUCCUACACACACAUAGCACAGCACACAUGACACACAUGGCACACAGAGAAAGAAAUCCCCACAUUCGCGCCCUCCAACCCUUCCGCCCCGACUCCCCCACCUCCCACCCCACGCACCCAAAUCUUGUCGACUAGCAUGUUCCAGAGUUCCAGGUCGUUGGGUGCCAGCUCGUACAUGGGCCAGAGAAGUGUCAUGACGUCCUCUGGCUGGAAGCCCACCAGCCGGUCCUUGAUCCACGUGGUCAGCUGGUUCACCAGCACCGCCUGCUGGAAAGGCAUCCUCGCGUACGCCUGUGAAAGGCGCGCCAGCUCUGCGGGCGUGUAGACGCGCAGUGAAAAGACGAUUUGGUGCUCGAGGUGUGGCAUGAGGGUCUUCUCGAGGUAGUCCUCGGGUAUCUUGGCCACCUCGACGACCGCCUUCCUCGGGUCCUGCGUGAUGCGCUGGGGCUCCUUGAUCAUCUCGUCGAUGUCGACCAUUGGCGGGUGCUGCGCCAGGUCGACCAGAGGGUUGCCCGGCGGCCGGGACAUCUCGUACUGGAUGCGGGCCUUCUUGAUCAUCUGCUCACCCAGAAGCCCGCCGUCAGGGGCGGUGGACACCCAACCAUCCCGGAUGUCGCGGUCCAGCAACUCACUCGGCUUGUACGUGGGCGCCAGGCCAGUCGUCACCUCGGUCGAAAGCUCACCCCCCUCCUCUCUCGGCACCACACUCGUGUCGCUGCCCUCUCCUCCUUGCAACUCGACAGACGAUGCAUCGCCUUUGUCCGUCGUGAGGCUGUCGUCGGCGUCUUGGCUGUCGUCUGCCUUAGGGCGGGCGAGGCUGGACUGAUGCCGGCGAUGGUGAGUGAGGGGCAGCAGCAGAGAGGGCCAGCGGCUGUAGGGAUGAUGGGUGAGCGAAGCCGAUGAUGCAGAUGAACGCAACAAAUGACGAGAUCUCAUCCGCCGAAAGAUCAUCAUGUCCAGGCACAGACAGAGCCGAGCGCCACCUUCUGCUUCCUUCCCCUCCCAGCUCCCAAGCUGCCAUCCGAC